AUGUCGGGCGAGUGGCUGCGGCGCUGGCGGCGGGGUGGCCCCGCUGAGCGCCCCGGCGGAGCCCCGGCAGCGGGGCCGGGCCCGCCGCCCCCGGCCCUGCCCUACCGCCGGCCCAAGUUCGUGCCCGGCGGCGGCGAGGAGGCCCCGCGGGGCGGGCGGGCCGUGAGGGGCGCCGCGCCCGAGCGGCCGCUGCCCUGGGGCGCGGGAUACGCCGAGGUUAUCAAUGCCGACAAGUCGGAGUUCAAUGAGGACCAGGCAGCCUGCUGUCAGAUCUCUGUCCGGAGGAGAGAGCCAGGCCUGGAGGAGGAUGAGGAAUGGCUGAUCCUGUGCUCCACACAGUUUCUGACUGGUCACUACUGGGCACUGUUUGAUGGCCACGGGGGCCCGGAUGCUGCCAUCAUUGCCUCCAACUAUCUGCACUACUGCAUCAAGCAGAAGCUGGAGGAGAUUGUGGGAGGCAUCACCGAGGCCCAGCCCCCCCUGCACCUCAGCGGACGCUGUGUUUGUGACAGUGACCCCCAGUUCGUGGAGGAGAAGCACAUCCACGCAGCAGACUUGGUGGUGGGAGCCCUGGAGAAUGCCUUCCAGGAAUGUGAUGAAGUCAUUGGCCAGGAGAUGGAAGCUACGAACCAGACAGGAGGUUGCACUGCUCUGGCUGCCCUUUAUUUCCAGGGAAAGCUCUAUGUGGCCAAUGCUGGGGACAGCAGGGCAAUUCUUGUCCUGAAGGACAGCAUUGUGCCCAUGAGCAGUGAGUUCACCCCCGAGUCAGAGAGGCAGCGAAUCCAGCACUUGGCUUUCCUUUUCCCCAAGCUCCUGGAUGGUGAAUUCACCCGCUUUGAGUUUCCACGGAGGCUGAAGGGAGAUGAUGUGGGCCACAAAGUCCUGUACCGGGAUUACUUCAUGGAGGGCUGGGGGUACAAGACGGUGGAGAAAGCUGACCUCAAGUAUCCUCUUGUCCAUGGUCACGGGAAGCAGGCUCGCCUGCUGGGCACUCUGGCUGUCUCUCGAGGCCUGGGGGAUCAUCAGCUCAAGGUCAUUGACACCAACAUUGAAGUCAAACCUUUCCUCUCCUGCAUUCCUAAGGUGAAUGUAUUUGACUUUGCUCUUCAUGACAUUAAGGAAGAUGAUGUCCUCAUCAUGGCAACUGAUGGCCUUUGGGAUGUUCUGUGCAAUGAGGAGGUGGCCCAUGUGGUCAGGAGCUUCCUUGCCGAAAACAGGACAGAUCCUCAAAGGUUUUCAGAACUGGCCAAGUGCUUGGUAUGCAGGGCAAGGGGAAAGAAGAGAGGCCACCAGUGGAUGCUGGAUGACAGCCACGAGGCAUCCUACGAUGACAUCUCUGUAUUUGUCAUCCCACUACACAACAGGGAGGAGGACUGACUGUCAGGAUGACACACAGCAUCUGUGCUCCCUUACUGUGAUGCCAUUCAGCAUCAGCCUGACACUGAGGGACUUCUGCUGCACACGGUGUACGCUCUCUUCCAGCAAAACCAUUUGCAGUGGAACCUGAAUUGCACAGCCAGCACUUGGCACAGGAUGAACAAGAUUAGCUCCUUAACAACAUGCAAGAGAAGCACAGUGGGCAACAAAUCACUCCCCUUUCUCAUUGCUGGACCAAGGAGAACCUGCAAAGGGGGCCAUGUGAACCAAAGGGCACUUUUCCUAAGAUCUUUGUGGUACAGUGACACUCAAAUCCAGAUUUCUACUGAUCCCUCUCCCUUUUUAAUAUUGAACAAUAAGGAUCAACUGAGAUCCAGCCAGUCUGAAGAGCUGGCUUUUAAUCAGACUGGAACUAAGCUGAACUGGAUGCAUAAGCUAAAGCAUGUCUCGUAUUCAUUUGCUGUAAGGUGAGAUGUGCUGAAAACCUGGGAGCUGCUGCCAGGACAGCACUGGGCACAGCCGUGCCUGGGCCAUGGGAAUGCUGGAGCAGUAGCCCAGAGCUCUUGAGACAGCUGCCAUUUGUAGGCAGCACCUCAGACCCAGAGGAUGUAGCCAGGUGAAGCUUCACCCUGGAGUACAGAAGCCUCCUGUGCAAAGAUAUGUGCCUUACUCUUAUUUAAGAACACUGACGUGUGUUAGUCACACAGUGUACAGAUUUCUAACAAAUCUUAAUCCAUACUUGCUGACACUUUCUCUAUUCAGGUAAUUUCUGGUAGCAAAGCAGGUUUUGUAGCAGCAGCACUGAGAACCAAGGUGUUCAGUGCAUCAGCUGAUUCAGUAGAAGAGCUCCAAGUAAAAUAAAACCGGUUUGUUGCAA
Passer domesticus (house sparrow) is the source of this 2254-nucleotide messenger RNA. It is a transcript of the gene PPM1M, whose product is annotated as protein phosphatase, Mg2+/Mn2+ dependent 1M. The coding region runs from base 1 to 1377 and encodes 458 amino acids. NCBI's taxonomy places the organism in Eukaryota, Metazoa, Chordata, Aves, Passeriformes, Passeridae. Gene Ontology annotation, biological process: protein dephosphorylation. Gene Ontology annotation, molecular function: protein serine/threonine phosphatase activity. The record is from RefSeq and is a predicted model, not a curated record. The transcript is spliced from 10 exons.